Molecule: messenger RNA, 3271 nt
Organism: Bursaphelenchus okinawaensis
Lineage: Eukaryota; Metazoa; Nematoda; Chromadorea; Rhabditida; Aphelenchoididae
Source: the annotation of a GenBank genome assembly
AUGGAAGCUGGUGUAAUGUAAGUUUUUGUGGGGUUUUUGAUUUUGGUUUUAGGUCGUGAAAGGAAUUUGAAGAUAUGCAACUUAAAUGUUAUUUGAGAGAUAAGAUAUCGAACUCGAUUUUUGUUGAUGAAACAUUCUAAAAAGCUGAUAUUUUUUAAAAGAAGAUUUGAGGAAAUUUAACGUGUGAAGUUAAACUUGUAAAUCUGUAGCUUCCCUUUAAAUAUAGGUAGAAUUUUAAAACUUUAACGUAAUUUUCAUUAUUUAUUGUUUAAUUUUCAGGAAGUUGUUAAUAUGUGUGUUAUUGCUGUGGGUAGGGCCAUGUUUCGGCAAUCAUGAGCAGCAAGACCAUUUAUACGGAGUAAAUUAUGAAUCUUUUCUCACACAAAUCAACUCUUCGAAACGUGUACCUCAUUACAUAGAUGCACAUGGUAAAGAAGGGACGAAUUUUAAUUUGGAUGAGAAUGGAAUGCCUUACAUCAUAUGUGAAGUAGGUAUUUUUGAUUUUAUUUUGGUUUUUAGGUAACUAGAAGAUGUGUAUUUGAACUUUGAAAAGUUUAAGUUUAUUGUUAAUGGAUUUGAAGGUAUUAAAAUCAAUGUUUUCUGCUUAAAUAUAAAAAAUCAAAUUUUAGUCCUUGAACAACACCUGCAACGGAACAGAAGAGGAAUGCACUCAACCAAUCCGUUGCUACCAAGAACGUCGAUCUCACCGUCUUGGCUGUAUGGCGGUGUUUGUCUAUAACACAACCGAAUUGUCCAAGAUGCCAGAGAACAAACGAAUCCCUCCAGAAGCGGCAAUGCUGAAAGGAUGUUGGACUCAAGAUGAAUCAGAACUGAGAGAAUGUGAAGAACACAGUGAAUGUGUGGCCAAUACAAGAAAGACUGGCACUUACGGGAGAGCGGCCAAGUUUUGUUGUUGUAGGACACAUCAUUGCAACCGGAAUUUGACAUUCUAUUCUGAUGUUGUGCCUAAGAACAUCAUUGUUUGUGAGUUUUUGUGUUUUUAAAAAUUUUUGAAAAAAAAUUACAGAUCUUUUUAAAAAUUAAAUUUUAAAUGAAUUUUAGAUGCCAAAUUUAAUCUAUAGGUAUAUAUAACAAUAUAAAACCUUAACUACCAUAUUUCAGCUGAUCCCCGCUUUGUGUUCUUCGACAACGUUCAUUGGCUCAGUCGAUUCCUUUUGAGUACCGACUUCUUCGCAGUGGCAGCAUUAUUAAUAUUGGUGAUAUUGUUCUUGUUUGGGCUUUGUUUUGCUGUUUGGUUGUAUAGGAAGCGGCAAAGACGCAAGACCAAUAUUACAUUAAAGCCAUACGACUGUGAAGAUGACUAUAGUCACGGUAUUGGGGAGAUUACUGAUGAAGGUACACAAUUGUUAAAGGAGGCCAAGGGUGCUAGUUUGAAGGAGAUAUUGUUGAGCAAUGUAAGUUUAAGGCCUUGGAAGGUUGCAACAGGUUUUGCAUUGGAAAUGAGGGUUUUGAGGGCUUUUUCAUUUAAAAAUGACGUCUUUUUUAUUUUUACGGUAGAAAUGACAUUUAAAAAAAUUUUAAUGCCAUUUUCUACACCACAUCAUUGCAGGAACACAUGAUGCAGCAUAUAUCAUCAGGCCAUUUUAGCGACGUUCACAGUAUGAACAUAGCCGAAGCCACAGGCAAUCGUAUCAUAGCCAAAGUGGCAGUGAAGCGAUACAAUGCCAGUGAUCUUGAUUGCUGGAUCAAUGAACAAGAAAUCUACGCAAUCAAAGCCCUCAGGCAGAAGCCUGAAAUCGUGGCAUUCAUUUGUGCUUUUAGGCAUGAUGACAAGUACUGGUUCGUCACCAAGUAUUAUGAGAAUGGCAGUGUCUACGAUUAUUUGAAGGUAUGAACAUUGAUUUUAAAAGUUUUUGAAAUGCCAUUGAUUGGGGUGUUCAUAUAAUUCUGUGCUCCUUCUCAAAGCAAAUUUCGGGGUUAGAGAGCACAUAAUUAUUUGAACAACCUAAUAUUAUGUAGGUUUAAUAUUUAUAGGAUUAUAUGGUUUAUACAGUUGUUUGAAGAAGCGAGGAGCCGCUAGGGGGUGGCUUUGCAAUACCUAUAGUUUUUUUGGAUUUAACUAUGCGUAAAUGAAUUUUUCUUGUUUUCAGGAGAAAAAGUUAGAUGUAGUAAAUGCUUCUAAAUUACUGGUGACAAUGUUAAGUGGAUUGGCAUUUCUACAUGAAGAAUUCUUCUUUGAAGGCGAGGUCAAACCAACUAUUGUUCAUCGGUAAGUUUUUAAAAGCAAAACUUAAGUUACGUUUUGAAUUCCCACCAAAUUUGCAUUGUGUUUCAACCUUAUAACUUUGCUAUUUUUGACUUUUAAUCAUUUUUGCUUAUAAUAUGAUAUUUUUAGUGACAUAAAAUCAAAGAAUGUCCUCGUAGACAGUGAUCACACCGCCUUGAUCGGCGACUUUUCUUUGUCGAUUAAGUGUGAGAACGGUCGAAUGGGAACGGAAGAGAACCAGAGUCAGGUGGGGACGAGAAGAUACAUGUCUCCAGAAGUGUUGGAAGGAGCGACAGAGUUCACGGGCUUCGCUUUCCAACAAAUAGAUGUAUAUGCAGCUGCGUUAGUAAUAUGGGAGGUGAUGUCAAGGACGUUGUUACCUGACUGUGUUGAUGGUAGGUUUUUUGGAAUAAUAGGGCAAGGCGGGGGGGGGAUACUGUAAUAUUUUCUUUAUCUGGGUUUUACUGUGGAUUUACCCUGACCAGAGACAUCGUUGGGCGGGGGUGAAUAGGGGUGGAUUUUACCUUGGCUUCCUUCAAUUAAUCUUGCUCUGCUAUACCAUUUUGGUAAAAUAAAAAACCUAAUUCAGACUCAGUACCCGAAUACAUGUUGCCGUACCAACAAGAGGCCGGCGAAGCCCCCACCCUCGGUAAAAUGCGUGAAAUCGUGGUAAUGGGAAGGAGUCGACCCAAAUCUCGACCAGCCCUAUUCGAGAACCCAAUCACCGGUCAAAUCAUGAAAACCAUGCAAGACAUGUGGGACAGUGAACCGGACGGUCGUAUCACUUCGAGCUGUGCUCGUGACCGUCUCGUCCACGUCUAUCAGAUGAGUUCGGGUGUUGUAGUGGAACAGGUCUACAAGAGCUCGGAACAGUACCAAUCGGGUACGUCGUUGAAUGGUACGAGUAGAGCGUGUUCGACGUCGGGAGCGGCGUCCGAGACAGGUGCAACGAUACCAAUAGGUCAACUACAGGCUGAGUACAACGAGCUACAGUCGUCGACGAAUACGUCGAUGACGGACUUUGAGAUAGCGCGAUGUCCGUAG